GUAUGGUAUUCAUCGAUUUUAUCGGCUUGCACUUGUAUUGGUUUGCGGUAGACGAAGGCGUAGAGCGAAAUAAUAAACAUAAAUUAUGUCGAGUCUUAUAAACAAUCUGCUGUUUCAAUUAUAGUUGAUAUUGGAUGCAAGUGUGUGCGUGUGCGCUUAAUUAUGCAAAGCAUAGCAGCUAAAGGCGGCGGUGAAAGUGUUGUUGUUGUUGCAACGAAAUUGUGGUUCAAUUUGUUGUUGCAUUCACGCAAUGGCAGCAAUGAUCAAAUUGCCCAAAUAAAGCCAUCGAAGUGAGAUAGAAAGAGAGAGAGAGUGAGAGAAGAGCAAAACAAGUGCAAAGUAAAAAAAACAUUUAGCGCUUUUCUUUUAAUUAUUUUUCGGUUUUUUCCCCACUGUAUGCCAAUCAACUUGCAGUGCUUACAAGUUACAUAUGUAUGUGUGCAAUAAGUUCAAGGAAAGCACAAAGCAAAAUGCAAGAAACAGAGUGUGCAAUGCAGUAAAAUAAAUGCAAUGUUCAAAUAAAACUAAAAUCACAGUUAAAUCUGUGAGUGUGCAAUAUAUAAUAAAUAUAUAUUUAAAGUCGAAUUAAGUGCAAAAAAAAUAAAUGAAAACCCAGCAAAAUAAUCAAUGUGCGAAAGUUUGCCAUUAUCCGCUGUAAGCUUUCGCGUGAGCAGAGGCAGCGGCAUAAGCAACAAUCGCAGUCGCAGCGCAGUACCAGCAACAAAGCACAGCUGAGCGACAACGUUAAUGUCGACGUCGUUAUCUAUGCUUAUUUGAGUGUGUGUGUGCGUGUGUAAGGUGGAGGAGGCAAAUAACAGCAGUAGCGAGCAGAAGAAGAAGCAGCAGCCCAAAAGCGGAUCGAAAGCAGAGCAGCAAAUCAAUCGAGUUGUUGUUGUUAUGUGAAACUGAAAUUGAAAAUAAACUGCCAUAAUGUCAAAUUGAAGCAACAAAUUGAUGGGCAAUCAACAAUAAUAUAUGUACAAACAAAUGUACAUAUAUUAAACAGAGAGCGGGGGCAACCUUGCAAAGUCUAUGCUCUUCUUAUUUAAUUCGUUUGUUAAACGCAACAAAGCUAAAAUAAUGGAUUUUUAACAUAGUAAAAGAGCGUACUUCUGGUGCAGGUGUGAAGAGGACGACGAAUUAACAUCUACAAGUUGAAGUAGGAGAUCAGCAGCAGCAGCAAGGAGCUUUCGAAGAGAGAGAGAGAGACGAGUAAAAGAGACAACACGAGAUGAUACCCACAAGCGUUACAAACUCUCCGCCCGCCGCUGGCUUGGCGCAGAAUGGUGCAGCAAUUGUUGGUGGCAGCGCAGUAGCAGCAGCAGCAGCAGCGGCAGCGUCAUCGACUGUGACGUCACAGCAGAACAACUACAAUUGCAUUGUGCUUGGCCUGGCAUCCUUGAUCCUUGAGGGCCGACCAAUAGCCGAUGAUGAGUUUCAGUUGCAGUCGCAGUUGCAGUCGCAGUUGCAGUCGGCGUCAGCGUCGCAGCUGACGUCAGCAGCUGUAAGUGGACGCCUCUCGCCACGCCCCUCCACAUCACGUGCAGCGAUUAAUAUAACAACGAAUCCUUAUGCCUUGAACACGACACGUUCCACAUAUGGAACAUAUGCCACAAGUGGCAGCAGCAGCAGCGGUAGCAGCAGCAAUAAUCAUGCAACACAUCAACGUUGGACGCAAAAGCUCUGCCAGCUGCGUCAGGUGUCGCCGGCAGCGCAGAGCAUGAGCGUCGAGCCGGAACUGGUUGCAUUGGCCAUCAAUGAGCUGGAUCGCCGGGACUUUGAGAUUGUCCGACGUGUCAUGUUGAAUCGGGCAGGAGGAGUAGGAGGAGGAGGAGCUGGAGGUGGAAUAGGAGUAGGAGGUGGAGGUGGAGGUGGCAUAGGAGCAGCUACAAGUGAACAACUGAGCAGCAGCAAUUUAAGCGCUGGCAGUUCAACUGGUUCCGACUCCGGUUCAGGCUCUGCUGCUGGUUCCGUUUCCAGUGCACUUUCGAUUUCCGGCUCCGAUAACAUUUUGCACUCGCUACAAUCGCUGGCCACAACAUGUCUGCGAGGUGGCAACGCCAACUCCGAGACGCGUCCUCAAAGUCUCGCUCUAGGAGGCGGCUAUGCCACGCCCACAGCAAACACAGCGACAGCAGCAGCAACAACAGUGAGUGCGGCAAGUUUGCUGAUCGAUUACAAUUGCAGUCGCAGCACAAGUGGAGCAGGAAAAGCAGUAGAAAUGGGAGUAGGAAUGGCAGCAAGAGCAGUAGAUAUAGGAAUAAGAGGAGUAGAAAAAGGAGUAGGAGUAGGAGGAGUACGUGCAGCAGCCACAUCAACAGCCACUGCCAGCAGCGAUGCAGCUGGAAAUGUUAACGGUAACGGUAAUAAUUCCAGCUGCGCAGCGACUGCGAGGCCCAAACAUGGGCCACACUGUGAUCAGUUCCUCAGAAAAAUGGGUCUCGCCAAGGGCGGCGACUCCAACGAACCUGAGGAGCAUUUCUGUGAUAUGUCUUACGUAAAUAUAACCUGUUCCCGUUGGCGCGCCCAUUGUCUGAAAAUGGAGGCCAUUUUGGCGCGACGGGAGAAUGUCUGCAUUGAGGUUUAUCUCGGUCCUGCAGGCCAUAAGAUUCUACUGGAGCAAUGGAUCAUUAGCGGCAAGGAGAAGGUGCCACCGCCUACGAUGACACUUCCAUCGCUGUGCAGCGCAAUUCGGAGUCAGUUGUACUUCUCGCAGAUUGUGGCAUGGUGUGAUCUGUUGCGCAAAGGUGAUGCCUCGGUCUAUGAUAGUGGCAGGGUGAUCUUUGGCAACGGCAGCACGAGCAAUGCCGGCGAUCUGGCUGGACACAAUCCCAAUCCGAGUCCAAAUUCAAGUGCAACAGCCACUUCAGCUUUAAAUGCAAGUUCAACAGCAAUGCGAAGACCUCGUCUCAAUAUUUUCUAUAGGAUUCGAGCACAUGAUGGUGGCAACUCUGGCGCUGGAGAUGCGGGCUUCAGUGCCAAGGCAAAUGUGCAUAAUUUUCCGCAUGUCAAUAUUGCCGAGAACUUUAGUGUGGCCGUGUGCGUGAAGAGUUUGCCGCGUUUCAAUGGCGGCUUGCCACAUGUGGCACCACCCACCAUGUUGCUGGUGUCCAAGCCAAGAACUCUGCGUGCCACGCCCACUGCCAGCACGCCCACAGGCGGUGGUGGCAUGUGUGCAGUGACGCCCACUGGAUUGGGAGCCAGGAUUGCCAACAGCUGUGAUAAAAAUCUAAAAAAGGAGCUCGAAGAGGAGGAGGAAUUGGCGGAGGAGGAGGAAGGCAGUCGUGGAGGAGAUGAAUUGGAUGGACAUCGAGAGAGACAACUGCAAAAAUAUAGAAAGAGAAUGCAGCGACGUGAUAAAAAGAGAGAGCGCAAAGCAUCAGAGCAAAUGGAGGCAAUGGAUGAGGGAAGUGAUCAUAAUAUAAUAAUGACAACGAUGACCUCAACACCAUCCACACAAUCCACACCACCAACACCACCCACAAUGAUCUCGACGGGCACACAGACAUCGCUGAGCAGCUGUCAGCAAUGUGGAAGCGAGAAGACACUACUCUGUCUCAACUGCUCAACUGAUGAGGCGGGAAAUGGCAAUGGAAAUGAGUGUGGAAAUGAUGUUGAAAUUAGAAAUAAUAGAAUUGAUAAUGGCAAGGAUACUGAUGUUGACAGUGCAUCGGAUAUGGAUGACAUGUCCAGCUGUAGUCUGAGCAGCUCCGAUCUCAUUGUUGGUACACCGCGCAACAAGGCCGAGUUGUUGCUUCAGGCCAUACAGCGAACGCCAAAGAAUCGCAAGGACAACACUCCGAAAGCAGCCACAACAACACUUGCAACAACAGCAGCAACAACAACAGCCUCAAACGAUCUCAAUGCAACGUCGCAUUCAAAUUCACAAUUAAAUCCACUUUUAAAUCCAAAUCAAAACAACAAUCAACACCAACCAACAACAGCAACAACAACAACAACAACUGCAAACACAAGCGGCUGUCAAGUGUGCAAACGUCAAAAGACGCAACAUCAUUUCAGUAAUGGCCAAAACAUCUCGAGCCAAUCAAAUGGACAUGACAACAGCAGCAGCAUGGAUGAGGAGCCAGAAGAACAGUCUACAUCGACAACAAAACUGACGCCAAAUUUCGAUCGUUGCACGUUGAAUGGACAACAGGAGCGUUGCCAGACGCCACCAGAUGUGGCAGGAAUUGGAAUUGGAACUGGAACUGGAACUGGAUGUGAAGGAUCUUCCUUGUUGGAUGAGCGCAUUGUGGUGCAAUUCAAGACACCAAUUAGCCAUGUGCCGCUCAAGUUGCAGGAGUAUCAACAGCAACAUCAGCUGCCACUAUCGAUGCCAAAGGUGCCACAUCAGUUGCGCUUGAAUUGUGGAGCAGCUGCCUCAUUGCUGGACAGGGAGACGCCACCGCCAAUGUUGUCGCCAUUGUUGCGCAAAGCGUUGCCCAAGGUCAAUUUGACCACGAUCUUUUGCAGCUCCUCGUCCGCUCCAAUUGCCAUUGAUAACAAUGUGGCAUUUUGCUUUGAGCCAUCAUCCACAUCCACAUCAUCCUCGUCGCAAUCGCUGUUGACGCCACCGGAACUGGCCAAUCUUCCGGUGCAGAAAUCAUACUCGGCUCCCACAUUGCCCAAUGCAUUGUCCGUGUCUCCCAGAUUUGCCAAACAGGCGGCAUUCUAUAAGCGUCGAUCGCGUCAUCUCAGCGAUCGUUCGGAUCGCAGCUCUCUUGGUUCCGAUGAGCAGUUGUCGGACGAGGAUCUGGAGUCGGGCAUGUGCAGUCCGGCGGGUUCGCCGCUCAAGACCCGUGCCCGGCUCGUCUCACAGUUUACGGGUCGACCGUUGCUCGGCAAUCUGGAGGAAUCGUUGCUGCAGAAGCGUCUGUUGCCCAAAAUUGAAGUCGCUGGAUUUCGUUUGCAGUUGGGCGCCUCGGGUGGAUUUUGUCCCACACAAUUGACCAUUCCGGCAUCCUCGUAUUUCUAUGAACUGCACGGCGAGACGCUCAGCACACCCUAUCUGUGCGAGAUUCGUUUGCCACGCAAGGGUUACUUUGUGCCACGUUCGGGCACAGUGCAGGCCACGUUGUUAAAUCCGAUGGGGACGGUGGUGCGCAUGUUUGUGAUACCCUAUGACAUGCACGAUAUGCCGCCCCUGCAUCGCACCUUCAUCCGUCAACGCAUCCUGGCCGAGGAGCUGCCCGGUGUCAAUUCCUGCACUGGCAUCCUUAGUCUGCCACAUCGCGAAAGACAGCGGGAAUUGGAAAAGGAACGGGAAUGCCAACGGGAACCUGGCAGUCCGACAGCGACGAGCACCACCAGCAAAUUGGGACACUUUAUCAGUGCCGAGCAAAUGAAGCGACUUCGCUAUUCCAUACACCUGAGAUUCCAGACAUCCCGGUCGGGCCGUCUGUCGCUGCACACGGACAUCCGUUUGCUGAUCUCGAGGCGGACGGACUGCGAUACGGCGGCGGCGCAUGCGAAGGGUUUGUUGGAGGCGCCCAAUGAGCUGGUGACGGACACGUUGAUGCCGACGGAGCCGCGUUACAGUGCGCGACAGGAGAGUGCGUCCAAGAUUUAGUAGUUGCUGAACGCCCUAAUGGGCGUGGCAUGUGGCAGCAACGGCGGUGGCAGCUUUAUGCGACGCCUGUGGAAGCAACUGCAGGCGCGUUGGCAACUCUGGCAGCAAUAUCCCAAAUAUCAACUGUAGUGUAUAUUGAAUAUUCGUUACGAUUUGACGGCGGGAAUUGAGACAACUUCCCCUCAACACACCCACACACGCACACACACAUACACACACACACCUUGCUUUAUUAGUUAUCCAAUUUUUUGUUAAGUCCACAAAUUUAGUUUGAAUUUGAAUUUUGUUAAUGCUAAAAGAAAGAAAGAAAGAAAAAAAACAUUACGAAAGCCCAUAUAUAUUUAAAAAUAUAUAUAACUAUGGGUCUAUAAUUUAUUAUAAAAAACAAUUUGAUGGAAAAUAUUAUGAUGCAGAAGAACCAGAAGAAAUAUCUCAACUUACACUUUACACUGAAUUUUUGGGGGUCCAUAUAGAAAGCAAAAAAAAAAAAAAUGGUAAAAUAGCAAUACUAAGAAUUAUUAACAACAAAAUCAUACAUAUAUAGUAUACUAUAUGCAAUGCAAGUGUGUUUGGAUAAAUCGAAUGAAUGAGUGAAUACUAUUAAUCAAAUGAAAAAGCAAAUCAUAAAAAAGCACAUGAUAGAGUUUUUGAGCUAGAAAAUAUAUAAUCUACUCUAAUAUUGUGUUGUGUAUGAGAAUUUGAAUCAAUCAAAGCAUUCAUUUCAAUUGAUUGAUUCAUUUACUCAUUCAUAGUUAUUCACAACUUGAAAGUAGACUCGAAUGUGUAAGCAUAUAUAUGCCUAUAUAUUUAUUGAUGUAUAUGUAUUUGAAAAGCAGUUUUAAAAAGAAUCAAUUGCAGUAGUAUUUAGCGAAAGGAAAGGCAGAAAAUGUGAGAGAAAGAGAGUUGGAGAAUGUGAGAGAAAAUAGAGAGGGGGCAGGCUCAUAUCGAUCGUUGUUGUUAGCGUAGUGUAUGAAUCUUAAUAAUUGUCGAAAAACAUUCAAGUGUUCAAAUUAAAAUUUUAAAUUCAGCUGUGUAUGUAGUUAGUUUUUUAAUUUUUUCAAUAUUUUGAAAAUUCUUUCUUUGAGUGUAUUUUUUGAAGAGCGUGCCUGUGAUACGAUAUGAGCUGCCUGAUGAAUUAAAAAAUACAAGCAUAUUUCAAUAAAUAAUAAUAAUUUAAAAAAAAAAAUGCGUAGAACUUUAGUUAAAUACAAUUCAAGAAUUUAUGUUCUUUACAACAAAUGCAAUCUACUUGAUAAUUCGUUUGUUUUUCUUGUGCUUUAGCAUCAAUCAAGCAAUCAAUCAGUUAAUCACAAUGAUUGUGUGUAAUUGUAAGCACAACUGUACUUCAAUAAUAUGAAAUAGUUACAUACAUAUAAUUGUCUCUGUCUCUGUGUUAAAUUCUAAUACUAAAAUCUUAUUUCAAUUGAUACCUGACUAUAAACUAUGUAUAACUAACUCUACCACUAUUAACAAAUUUUCAAUUAAGUGGUAAACAAAACCAAUAAACAAAAGAUGAAUAAAAUACAUUAAAUAUACACACACACACACACAGCAACACCCACUAAAUACAAAUCUUUAUUUUUGUUCAACUUGUUUAUGUGUUUUUAAGUAGAGAGCUUAAUGUGCCCAGUCAAUAGCAAUUGUACGAGAAUAACACCAAUAUACAAAAUGAUUCAAAUAAAAAGUUUUGUGUUUUUAAUCAAAAA
Molecule: messenger RNA, 7275 nt
Organism: Drosophila innubila
Lineage: Eukaryota; Metazoa; Arthropoda; Insecta; Diptera; Drosophilidae
Gene: atos
Exons: 8
Coding region: 1232-5569 (1445 amino acids)
Source: RefSeq, a predicted model, not a curated record